UUCACCAGCCACCACUCGAGCUGGGGCUGAGGCGAGUACCCGCAUACGGAGUGCGGGACACGGAGUGUCGUUGUGCGCAUCCUCUGUUUUAUAUAUAUAUAAAUAUAUAUCUUUUCCCUUCAAAUUACCUACAUUGAUCCCUUCCAGUGUGGUGAAAAGAAUUUGGAGCUCUCGGUUAUAAGAUCUCUCCUCCAUCCUCAUUUCUACAGGAAUUCUACAGACAAUUGUGGAAUAUAUUGUACCUCUCCUUGGUAAUGCCAUGUGACAAGGCUUUUCCAGAUUUUGGCGUUUCCGUCGUCUUCAAGAAAAGUCGCCGCUGGCUCUGACUUUUGGCGACAGAGUAGCUAAGCGGAGAUCAUAAAAGGAACCCCGGGAGGGAUGGAAGUUUUGGUCAUUGGCUUGGUCCUCUGAGAGGCUGCUGCCGCUGCUGGUGGCGUUUGGUGCAGGAGGGGAAACUGCGUCGCCAGGUCUAAAACGGCAGGGGGGAUCUCGGGUCAUUGGCUAUCGCAGGACUUGCGAUUCAAGACAACAAGAUUUACCCCAAACCACUUCUCUCGCUAUCGAAUCGUGACAGAUUUGUUUCCGUCUUCAACGAUCGGCCACAUCCUCCAGCCCCUCAGCUUCGACUUAACGCGUCGGCGUUUUGGAUGCGGCGGCGUGUUUUCUCUUUUUUUCCCCCCUCUCUUCACUGCAGCUCGGCGCCUCUCCACUCACCCAGAAUCUGAUUUUAUGUUGGGAAGAAUUUAAACAGGGUACAAGUCUCUUACUUUACCCUAUAAAUCUCCUCCUCCUUUUUUAACCACCUCUCCAUCUUCUCGAACGCAAAAAGAACAAACCGAGGCAGAGAUUGAUGGACUAAGAGGGGAGCCUCGUUUCACGGGAUUUUAACUCUGCUCAGAGCUGUAGUUUUCCCUGGCUUUCUUUUUCCUGAUCUGUGGACAUAAUGAAAGUUGUCCUGGCCGUGUUGCUUGUUGGCGUUUUUUGGAGCCAGGAGUGGAAGUCGGCGCUGUCGGAUUCAAUCAUCCAUAUCGGUGCCAUCUUCGACGAGUCAGCACGGAAAGAUGACGAGGUUUUUCGUCUCGCCGUGGCAGAUCUCAACUUGAACAAUGAGAUCCUGGAGACAGAGAAGAUCACCUUCUCUGUGGAAUUUGUCGAUGGGAACAACCCUUUCCAGGCUGUGCAAGAAGCCCUACGUUCAAGUAACAUCAUCACCAUAACCAUCCCACGAGUCCGGACAUCACUUGGUCAAACUUCAUUUCCAAUCCUUGCACCCAAUAACUGGAACAAUUUACAAAAACGUUAAGACUAAGUGUUACCGCCUAUAUCUACUUUCAUCACCACAAUAAAAACUGGUGUUUCUGAUAAAUGUAACUGUUUCUGAUUAUUGUGUAGUCCAUGA
Messenger RNA from Fundulus heteroclitus (mummichog), 1399 nucleotides. RefSeq names its product glutamate receptor, ionotropic, delta 2 (gene grid2). NCBI's taxonomy places the organism in Eukaryota, Metazoa, Chordata, Actinopteri, Cyprinodontiformes, Fundulidae. The record is from RefSeq and is a predicted model, not a curated record. The transcript is spliced from 3 exons. The coding region runs from base 944 to 1303 and encodes 119 amino acids.